Ictidomys tridecemlineatus (thirteen-lined ground squirrel) is the source of this 873-nucleotide messenger RNA. The record is from RefSeq and is a predicted model, not a curated record. Lineage: Eukaryota; Metazoa; Chordata; Mammalia; Rodentia; Sciuridae.
UCCCUCCGCCUGUGCUCUCUUCUUCCUCUGGCUCUCUGUCCCCUUCUAUCCACCAAAUCAAAGGGCACUGAGUGCCCACCUGUUCCAGGUUGCCUGUCUGGUAUGUUGAGAAAAGGUAAAAAUAAGAUCUUGUGAAAGAAGGAGCGAGCAGUACCCGGGCCAGCUGGGGCCUUGGGCCCCUGUCCCCAGGGUCUGGCAGCCCCGGCUGGCCCUGGGGAGGGCGGGGCUGGUUGCCAAGGCCUCAGGUGGUGUGGAUCCGGAAGCAGGAAACAGUCUGUGCUCUCAAGGCUGGAACUGCCUGGCCAGGGGAGCAAGGCUUCCAGGAGCUGGUUUCUGCAGAGAUGGGCCUGUCUGCGGAGGAGCUGAGGCAGGAGCUGGAGGUCACAGCCCAGGAAGUGCUGGGGAGACUGAAGAGCCGCCACCUGUUCCAGUCCGAGUGGGACACCGCUGCCUUUGUGGUCUUCCUCAUCUUCAUGGGCACCGUGCUGUUCCUGCUGCUGCUGGUCAUUGCCCACUGCUGCUGCCACUGCUGCUGCUCCUCCCCCAGGAAGGUGAAGGUGAGCCCAGGGGGGGCAUCCCGGGGGGGGGCAGCCCGAGUGGGGCAGCAGUUGUAGCUCUCCUCCUCCUAGGUGGCCCCAUUUCCCAGGACUGAUCCAGGAAGGCAGCCUGGAUCUGCAUCUGCACCAGGGCUGGGCAGGGCCUGGAGGGGCGGCUGGGAACCCAGCGAUGCCCACAGCACCCCUCUGCCUUACAGGAGAGACCUCAGGGAGUGGACAACUUGGCCCUGGAACCUUAAUGCCUCUCCCUUGGUUUGUGUCCUGCUGGUGAUGGUAACAAAGCUGGUGUCUGCCCAGAGCGUGUGUCUUGAUUGUU